AGGGUGUCUGAGCAGCAUUUAAAUACUGGGAGGUCCUGGUUGUCAGCAGCAAGAGGAGGAGACACCGAGUGCAGCACCUUCUGGGACUGGACUCUCCUCUCAGACCCGCGGCAGCCUUCUCAGCCAGCAGCAGACCCAGGAAAAAUCACCACCAUGAGAAUUGCAGUGAUUUGCUUCUGCUUAUUAGGCAUCACCUACGCCCUUCCAGUUAAACAUGCUGAUUCUGGCAGCUCUGAGGAAAAACAGCUUUACAACAAACACCCAGAUGCUGUAGCCACAUGGCUAAAGCCUGACCCAUCUCAGAAGCAGAGUCUCCUAGCACCACAGAAUACGGUAUCCUCUGAAGAAACUGAUGACUUCAAACAAGAGACUCUCCCAAGUAAGUCCAAUGAAAGCCAGGACCACACAGAUGAUGUGGAUGAUGAUGAUGACGAAGAUCAUGUGGAUAGCCAAGACUCCAUCGACUCAAAUGACUCAGAUGACGAUGAUCAUACUGAUGACCCUGACAAUUCUGACGAGUCUCACCAUUCUGAUGAAUCUGAUGAACUGGUCACUGACUUUCCCACUGACUUUCCUGGAACCCCUUUUGCCACUCCAGCUGUCCCCACAAUAGACACAAAUGAUGGCCGAGGUGAUAGUGUGGCUUAUGGACUGAGGUUAAAAUCUAAGAAGUUACACAGAUCUGUCAUCCAGUAUCCUGAUGCUACAGAGGAAGACCUUACGUCACACAUGGAAAGCGAUGAGAUGGAUGAUGCACACAGGGCCAUCCUUGUUGCCCAGGGCCUGCCCGUAGCUUCUGAUUGGGACCGCCGUGGGAAGGACAGCCAGGAAACAAGUCAGCUGGAUGACCACAGUGUGGAAACCCACAGCCACGAGCUUGCCAAAGAAUAUAAGCUGAAGGCAAUGGAUGCAAGCAAUGAGCAUUCUGUUGGGAUUGAUAGUCAGGAAAAUUCCAGAGUCAGCCACGAGUUCCACAGCCGAGAACUGCAGAGCCAUGAAGACAAACUGGCAUCAGACCCCCAGAGUGAGGAACAAGACAAACAUCUCAAAUUUCGCAUUUCUCAUGAAUUAGAAAGUGCAUCAUCUGAGGUCAAUUAAAAAAAGAAAAAUACAAUUUUCUGCUUUUAGUUAAAAGGGAAAAAUACAUUAUAACGAGGUGGGAGACAAUAUGAAAUGCUUAUUUCUCAGCUUAGGUGGUGAAUGUAUAUGUACGUGAAUCUGGAAUAGAUAAUGUUUUUAAUCAAUAGUUUAGUGUGUGGCUUCAUGUAACAACUUCGUAAACUAAAAGCUUAGAUGUUCUCUCCAUAUAAGUAAUGCAAAUUAACACUGUAUUUUAAUGUUUGCUAUUCUUUUACAAAUAGAAAUUUAUGUAGAAGCAAAGAACAUGCUUUUUGCAGAAGCAAACGAAAUACUUUUACACAAUUAUAAGAGAACAUAAAAUUUAGUCACUAUAAUUGUUUGUUUUUCAAAUUAGUGUACAUUUUGUUGUGAUUAUUUUUGUUUACACGAAUAAAUCUUUUAUCUCGAAUGUAA
This is a messenger RNA of Myotis myotis, 1533 nucleotides long. It is a transcript of the gene SPP1, whose product is annotated as secreted phosphoprotein 1. The transcript has 7 exons. Gene Ontology annotation, molecular function: extracellular matrix binding. The coding region runs from base 154 to 1098 and encodes 314 amino acids. The record is from RefSeq and is a predicted model, not a curated record. Lineage: Eukaryota; Metazoa; Chordata; Mammalia; Chiroptera; Vespertilionidae. Gene Ontology annotation, biological process: ossification; cell adhesion; positive regulation of bone resorption.